UCUCUUUCUUCCAAUCAAAUCAUAGGAAGGAAAAAAAAAGUGUGACUCUCUCUCUCUCUCCCUUAGGGUUUAUUUUGGAACAACUAGUGAGAGUUCAAUUUCAAUGAAGAAUCUGUAGAUGGACUUCAAUGUCAGGUCCUCCCUGCUAGAUCCGUCUGUCACUAUCUGUGUUUCAUCUGUGCAUUCUAAGUUGGUGGAGAUAUGAGGUGCUUUUAGUACAUGUGUACAUGAAUGCAAUGAAAUUCUGACAAGAUUUUCUUCAAUUGGGUCUUGGGAAUGUCACAGCAGAGACUAAAAUGAGCCAGACUGAAGUAUCGGGAAUGAAAGCUCCUCUUGUUCCACUUGCGACUCUGAUCGGUCGUGAGCUUAGGAGUGAGAAGAUUGAGAAACCUUAUUUGAAGUAUGGGCAGGCUGCUGUGGCAAAGAAAGGAGAGGAUUGCUUUCUUAUAAAAACAGAUUGCCAGAGGACUCAUUCGAAUCCGUCAACAUCAUUCUCUGUCUUUGCGAUUUUUGACGGGCAUAAUGGUAUAUCUGCUGCUAUUUUUGCAAAGGAGAAUUUAUUGGCUAAUGUUUUGAGUGCCAUUCCUCAAGGAAUAAGUAGGGAUGAAUGGCUUCAUGCCCUUCCUCGGGCGCUGGUUGCAGGUUUUGUGAAAACUGAUAUAGAAUUUCAGCAGAAAGGGGAAACUUCUGGUACAACUGUGACAUUUGUUGUGAUUGACGGUUGGACUGUGACUGUCGCAUCUGUUGGGGAUUCUAGAUGCAUACUGGACACCCAGGGUGGCGUUGUUUCACUCUUGACUGUUGAUCACAGGCUGGAAGAGAAUGAAGAAGAGAGGGCGCGUGUCACCGCCAGUGGUGGUGAAGUAGGGAGGCUCAAUGUUUUCGGGGGCAGUGAGGUUGGUCCCCUCCGCUGCUGGCCUGGUGGAUUAUGCCUUUCUAGGUCAAUUGGUGACACGGAUGUGGGAGAAUUUAUCGUUCCAAUACCCCAUGUCAAGCAAGUGAAGCUUUCAAAUGCUGGUGGAAGACUUAUAAUAGCUUCUGAUGGCAUCUGGGAUGCUUUGUCUUCUGAUUUGGCUGCCAAGUCUUGUCGGGGAUUGCCUGCAGAGCUUGCUGCAAAGCUGGUCGUUAAGGAGGCUCUGAGGUCAAGGGGUCUCAAGGAUGAUACAACCUGCCUAGUUGUUGACAUAAUCCCUUCAGACCACCCUGUCUUGCCUCCAACACCAAUGAAGAAACAAAACAUCCUUGCUUCACUUAUCUUUGGGAAGAAAACUCGGAAUUCUGUGAACAAAAGAAAUAAGCUUUCUUCUGUUGGAGUUGUGGAGGAGUUGUUUGAAGAAGGUUCAGCAAUGCUCGCUGAAAGGUUGGGUAAGGAUUCUACUCUGGAUGCAAAUUCUGGUCUUUUCCGAUGUGCAGUCUGCCAAGUGGAUCAGCCUCCAGUAGAAGGUUUAUCAGUAAAUUCUGGGCCUUUUUUCUCUCCAGCAUCAAAGCCAUGGGAAGGUCUCUUUCUUUGUGCCAAGUGUCGGAACAAGAAAGACGCCAUGGAAGGAAAAAGACUGAGCACGCCCACAGUGAUAUUGUAGUAAUUUAACUGAUUGCAUAUUCUGUUGUAUUUUUUCUCUGGCAGUGUGAGCAUAUGCUUGGUUUUCCUUUUUCAGGUGGUGACUAUUAUAGAUGUGUGUAAGAAAUGAAGUUGAGGUAUGCAGAGUAAGUAGGUGUUUUGCAGUUUCAAAAGUUUGUGUCGGUUCUGGUUUGUGCUCAGCUGUUGGACUGACUGACUGAGGGCAGAGGUGUUAUCAUCACUAACAGCUUUAAUUUGUAAGUAAAUCGAAGGUUUGCGUAAUACUUUUGGUGUAGCUGUUCACUUGAGUUAAGUUGGAAAUUAGCAACAGCACGCGAUCUAACUCUAACCCAUUGGUGUUCGCUCUAUUUUAUUUUGUUAGAACAAUUGAAUAUAUAAUCUAUUUAUUUUGCAAUUGUCUGCGAAA
Prunus mume (Japanese apricot) is the source of this 1985-nucleotide messenger RNA. RefSeq names its product Protein phosphatase 2C family protein. Gene Ontology annotation, molecular function: protein serine/threonine phosphatase activity. Gene Ontology annotation, biological process: protein dephosphorylation. NCBI's taxonomy places the organism in Eukaryota, Viridiplantae, Streptophyta, Magnoliopsida, Rosales, Rosaceae. The record is from RefSeq and is a predicted model, not a curated record.